Messenger RNA from Aureobasidium vineae, 936 nucleotides. The record is from the annotation of a GenBank genome assembly. Lineage: Eukaryota; Fungi; Ascomycota; Dothideomycetes; Dothideales; Saccotheciaceae.
AUGUCGACUACCGUCAGCGUCCAGAACAUCUCCGCCCAGACCUCUGAGAAGGAAGUUCGCGACUUCUUCUCUUUCUGCGGCAAAAUCUCAAACAUCUCCGUCACCCCCGAGUCCAACGAGGCCGACAGUGUCAAGUCUGCGUCGGUCACCUUCGAGAAGGAGUCUGCUGCCAAGACCGCUCUUCUCCUUGACAACACCCAGCUCGGUGCCAACCAGGUCCACGUUACUUCUACCGCUUCUCUCGACCAGCUUGCUGGCGGCAAGCUCUCUGCUGCCGACGAAGAAUCCUCGGACCACAUCUCGCAAGAGGACAAGCCCCGCUCUCGCAUCGUUGCAGAGUACCUUGCCCACGGCUACACCAUCAGCGAUAAGGCCAUCGAGCGUGCUCUUGCCCUCGAUCAGCAACACGGUGUCAGCGCUCGUUUCACCUCUACUCUCCAACAAUUCGAUGCCAAGUACCAGGCCACCGCAAAGGCUCAGGGCAUUGACCAGAAGUUCGGUGUCUCUGACAAGGGUGUUGCUGCCUGGUCUGGCUUGAACUCAUACUUCGAGAAGGCUAUAAGCACUCCCACUGGCCAGAGGCUCAGAGACUUCUACAACCAGGGCAGCAAGCAAGUUCUCGACGUUCACAACGAGGCCCGUCACCUUGCCAACCUCAAGACUGGCAAGAACGACGUUCACUCUGUCGGAAACGGCAAGACCAAGUGCUCCUGCUCUAGCGACGCUGGUGCUUGCCCUUGCGCUCCUGGACACUGUGCCUGCUCUGGCUGUGCCAAGAACUCUGACAAGUCUUCCGGUGUCACUUCUGAGUCUGCCGACAUGAAGGUCGUUUCGGAGGAGCCCAGAAAGACCAAGUGCAACUGCGGUGGUGCUGAGGGUUCCUGCCCCUGCCCUCCCGGCCAGUGCACUUGCAACGGCUGCGCUAAGGCUUCGUAA